CGCAACAACGCGCGCAUACGAACGUGAGACUCGAAACGCCGUGAAACGAAACCAAUACGAAGCAAACACGACGUGUGAAGCUCAAGUCGCAAAGCGUCGUCGUGUCGCGCGUCGUCGCGAUCAAGUGAGACAUCGCGAUGCUUUGCAUAACUGCGAUGAAAAGGUGCAUAAAGUGAGCGUGUGUGUGUGUGUUUUUUUAUUAUCAUUAUUAUUGGCAGUGAAUGGGGGAUCAAUAACGAGGCGUGACAAAGGCUGACCUCGCAACUGGACCAUAGCCCCAAAACAUAUUUGCAUCAGAAUAGCGAGAGAGAGAGAUAUCAUAGUGUGGCGAAUUGUGAAAUGUGCAACAAGUGUUGUUGUUGCUGCAAUAAUUAUUAUUAUUAUUCGUGUCGUUGAGACACUCAUGAGAUAAACUUUCGAAUAUGCCCAUUGGCAAAGUGCCGCAGUCGCUGGCCAUGGGCCGCAAAGCAUCGACCAGCGAAGCACCCAGCAUGGAUAGCACCAUCGAUUCACGGAUGUCCAACAGCGAGCUGCUCCCGAUGGAGCUGCUCAAGGUGAACUAUGUGCAUCAGUGCAAGCAGGCAAUGAUGCGCAAAUCGAACGAACCGCUGUCCACGCCGCACCUCAAUAAUCCCGCACGCUUCAUGGGCUAUCGACGGCAGCCGGCGCCGCUGCAAAUGCCACGCCCCUCAUCUCACCAGCCGCUGUCGCCGAACAGCGCACACAAACCGUUGCCCGCAUUGCCAGCACCGCCCACAGUCGAGUCCUGGCUGCUACUGGCCAAGCAACCACCACAGCAGCAAAAACAGCAGCAGCAACAACAUCGACCGCAAACAGCGAGGAUUAACGAAUCGGAUUGUUGCUGCUCGCAGUCGGCGUGCUCCUGCUCCGACUCCAAUUCGGAUGUAACCGAGGCGAGCACCGUGACACCCGACUGCGAAAAGUCGCAGAGCUGGAAUUAUCGCGACGUGCGACGCGAUCUUGCCAGAGCUGGCGCCGCAGCUGGGAUCAAAUCUCGCGCAGAUCGCAUAGCGCGCAUCGAACGCAGAUCGAACUCCCAACAGCAGCAAUCAAUGGAUGAAGCUCAAUGUGUGGCCUGUGUGCAGCAGCCAGAGCCACAGCGCAGUCCCAUCUUUCAGCCACAGCAACGUCUGCAGCCCAAGUCGCGCAUACCCAAACCCACUGUGGUUGCUCCGCGUAGCGAGGCUCCACCGUACAGUGAGGCCAACGUGCAGCUGCAGCGACGUGUGCAACAGCUGUUCCAGCAGCAAGAGCAGGCACCGAAAUGGAUGUUUCAAAAGGCGGGUAGUCGCCAGCCACCGCCACAGCAACUAGAGCAGCAAUCGCCGCGAUUGCAGCAGAAGACGAAGCUGGAGCGUGUUCACAUACGCAAAAAGCGCCAACCGCUGCACAUUGUCAAUCAACUGGCAGCGGCAACAGAAGCCAAGAGCAGCUGCUCAACAACCUUGGCUGCACAGGGCGAACGCCUGAAGCGUUUCUCGCUGGAGAGUUGCUCGGACUCGGGGGUUUCCUCCUCCAACGACACCAAGGAACAGCAGCAGACGAAGCAAACGAAUCUGCGUCGCGAGGACAAAUGCGUCGAUUGUGUUCAGGUGAAGGUGCAGGUGCACAAGCAGCCACAGCGAACACAAAUCGCAGCCGAUCCCAAUGAUCUGCAGAACUUUGCCAAGAAGAACGUCACCAAGGCGACAACCAAUGAGCUGCUCACUGCUGCUGUGCAGCCCAAGCAGUGCAACAUCGAGAAAGAGCGACAUCUAAAUAAUCUGAACAAUCAUCAGCAUACAACAACAACCACGACGACGACAACUAUCAGCAUCGAUGACAGUUGGGUGCAGGAAUCCUGCAAGGAUCCCAACGACGAUUACAUGGAGACAGACUCGCUGAUGCUCUGCCCCACUACGCAGCCCCUCAGCUCGUCAUCGAAGCGCAACAGCGUCAAGAUCUUUGUGAGCAGCUGCGAUGACUACGAGGAGCAUAAACUUGCCUUGGCCAGACCACGUCAUCUGGCACCCUCCUCUAGGGAUUCCAUGUCAUCCUCGGGCUGCGGUGGUUCGAGUCGGGAUAAUAGUUCAAUCUGCGAGUCCGAGCAGGACUGCUGCUCCUGUGCCGGACAUCAGCUGGCAGGCAUUGGAGCCUCGAGUGCCAGUUGCGCCAACUACGAUUGCUGCAAUGCCAUUGGUGGCGUCUAUUGGAACAAUGCCUGCUAUCAGCUGGAAGCGGAUGCUGCUGCCGGCGGCUGCUGUUGCAGUCUGUCCAGCUGCGAUGAGGAUGAUUGUUCGUACUACGAGGGUGACUUUGUGGUUGAAUUGGAUCAUCGCAUUCCGAGCCGACAGCAUAACAAUCAAUUGCCGCGAAAGACUGGCAUACAUGAGCUGCGACCCAGAUCUAUGGACGGUGUCAUUGACUCGGGCUCGCUGAAUAGCGACACCAGCUCGAGUCCAGACAACGGCGAACAUGCAAUGCAGAAUCAACAGGAUGCUGAGGCGCGGCGACUUAAGCGGGGCCAUGUACUCUCUGAGCUGCUGGAGACGGAGCGCAUCUAUGUGAAUGAAAUGAGUUCGAUUCUAAAGGGAUACUGCGACCAAAUGCAGUCCGAUGAGUUAAUGCAUCUGGUGCCCGCCAGUCUGCAGGGCAAGGAGGAGAUACUAUUUGGCAAUCUUCACGAGCUCUACACUUUUCACAACGAGGUCUUCCUCAAGGAUCUAGAGAACUGCAUAUCCACCACUGAGCUGGUGGCGCUUUGUUUUGUGCAAAGACGUGAUACCUUCUAUCGACUGUACUCGUUCUAUUGUCAGAACAUACCGCGCUCUGAGCGUUUGCGUGAGACGCUCGUAGAUACGCAUCUCUUUCUGCAGGAAUGUCAAAAGCGUUUGGGCCACAAGCUGCCGCUGGCCGCGUAUCUUCUGAAGCCUGUGCAACGCAUCACCAAGUACCAGUUGCUGCUGAAGGAUCUGCUGCGCUUUAGCGACAGCGGCAGCUGCACCAAGGAGCUGCAAAAGGCACUCGACUGCAUGUUGAUUGUGCUCAAGUGCGUCAACGAUUCCAUGCAUCAGGUGGCAAUCACUGGAUUCCCAACCGAUCUGGCGCAGCAGGGUGAGCUGUUGCUGCAGGACUCGUUCCAGGUGUGGACGGAAUCGAAGAAGGACAUACGACUUCGCAUCAAGCCACAGCAACGGCAUAUCUUUCUCUACCAGAAGUCGCUGCUUUUCUGCAAGCAAACCUCAAAGACGGGUCACAACAAGAGCACCUAUCAGUUCAAGCAUCACGUUAAGAUGUCACAAAUUGGUCUUACCGAGUCUGUGCGUGGCGACACAAAGCGCUUCGAGGUCUGGCUCCAGGGUCGUCAGGAAGUACACACGAUGCAGGCGCCAACCCUGGAUGUGAAGAACAAAUGGGUGGCGGAGAUCAAGCGGGUGCUGCUCAAUCAGCUCGAAGAGUUGAAGGGCGAGAAAAUCAAACAGUAUGGCCUCAAUCAUCGUGGCCUCAAGCAGACCACCUCCUGGGAUACUCCCUAAUAUUAUACUGAGCUCAGCCAGUCGCACAAUCAGCUGUGAUGCCUCCUCCGAGUCCUCCAAUCGCAACUCCAACUGCAGCACCGAAGAGAAUGGUUCGGCACCAGUUGGCGGCACCAAUUCCAGCGGCAGUGGCAUGGGAGACCGUGAGCAUCAAGAAGCCUGUGGCUGGAGCUCUGAUUACUCCAACAGCGAGGACGAGUUGUCCCUGAACGAAGACAACAGCACGCCGAGCUUCCUGAAUGUCCUUGCCCAGUGGGCGACAUACAAUGCCGAUCGUUCUUCUUCAUCUACGUCCACGUCAAACUCCUUUGCGCGCAGCAACAAAUCCAACUCCAAGUUUUAUGUUUCCGUUGACUAAAUGUUUGAAUGGAAGUCUGUCUAGAUUCCAAUUCAGAAGGUUGGACCCCAGGAGCGUAUUUGGAAUCGGUCAAUCGAAAAUCGUCUAGAUCAUCGAGCUGCAAUCAGGAGCGAAUAAAUCUAAAAUAAACAAAAAGUAAUCGUCAACGUCAUCUCUCUAGCAAACUAUCUCCGUUUAACUAUCUCCAUUUAACCGAAUUACGAAUACUCUGCAGAGCACGCUAUCAAAACUUAAUCUAUCGCUUAGAUAGACAACAGCAUUUGAGCUUCUAUCGCCUACAUAUUUGAAUCAAAACUAUAACCACAGACUAUGCUCUCCUCAUCGAGACUCUAAUAACUACCUUCUUCUCUCAGCCUUCAUUUCGCCUCAAACAAAAAAAAACCCCACAGCCAUUGGGCCUUGUAAAAGUGUAUAUUGUGGAUACAAA
Drosophila sulfurigaster albostrigata is the source of this 4321-nucleotide messenger RNA. Its product is annotated as guanine nucleotide exchange factor DBS. NCBI's taxonomy places the organism in Eukaryota, Metazoa, Arthropoda, Insecta, Diptera, Drosophilidae. Gene Ontology annotation, molecular function: guanyl-nucleotide exchange factor activity. The coding region runs from base 423 to 3536 and encodes 1037 amino acids. The transcript is spliced from 9 exons. Gene Ontology annotation, cellular component: cytoplasm. Gene Ontology annotation, biological process: intracellular signal transduction. The record is from RefSeq and is a predicted model, not a curated record.